AUGCCACCACUGCGGCUGCCACAAAAUCGAUUAACAUGGAUCUGCAUAUCGUGUUGUGUCUUGUACUUGUUCACACUGGCAUGUGACCCAGUCCAUGGUGACUCCUCGUCUUUGGUUGGACAUGAUUUAGAAGUAGCUGCUUCCAAAUACCAUGAACACGAGCAUGACCACGACGACGAAGAGAAGGAAUGGGAAGAAGGUGAUGGUGAGGAAGAGCACGAGGAGCAUCAUUCGCAUAAGGGUGAGAAGGGAAAGAAGGGCGAAAAGAAGUCCGAACACCAUGCCAAGGGUGAGAAGGGUCACCAUGACAAGGAGGGCAAAAAAGGCGAACACGAGCAGGAAGAUGAAUACGAGAAAAAACACAAGAACGAAGGUGGUCACCAUAAGAAGCACAAAAAAGGCGACAAGGCGGAAAAAGGACACGAAUUCGAGGAACACGGAUCUUUCAAGAAGGGUCACUCCAUUAAGGGCAAACACCAUAUACACAAACUGAACGAGGACAAAAAAGAGAAGAAAUUCUACGACGAGGGCCACGAUGAAGGUUCAGAAGAGAAGCACGGUGCCCACAAGGAGGAAAAGAAACACAAAAAGGGCGGAAGCCACAAGAAGGGUCAUCACAAGAAAUCCCACCACGAAGACGACUACGGCAAGAAGGGCCACGCCAAGAAGGGCCACCACCAUCACGGCCACAAAGGACACAAGGCUGAGCACGAAGAAAAGAAGCACUGGGGCCACGAGGAAGAGCAUGGCAAAAAGGGUGGCGAUGAGUUCCAUAAGAAGAGCUCCCAUAAAAAAGGACAUCACGGAUAUUAAUAUGACUAUAGAAAUUGUGGGCGAGCGAGUUUCGAGGAAGGAUGAUGAUGGCGAUGGUCAGGAAGGAAGUCAAUGUGUUGUGUUCGUCGUCGUGGAAGUGGAAGUCGAAGGCGAAGUCGUAGUCGAAGCUGCCAGUGUACAAAUUCUAUAUUUUCCUACUUUGUAUGUUUAUUUUUUCCCCCUUUUAUUUUUUGGUUCUGUUCGUUUUGGGUAAAGUGGAUGUGUGUUCUUGUGAUGUUUGCUUGGAUUUUCCAAGUCCGUAAAUAAUAAUCUUGAUUCAGCUGCCAGGGGCUUUGUUAGACGUCCCCAACAGAGAAUGGAUCGUUUAUCUUUUUUUUUUCCUUGCAAAAAAGACACCAGGAACAGGGACAUGGACAUGGGUUUGGGUAUUGGCUGAAUUAUUUUAAUAAAGCUGCUCAAGGAAUUUAA
Eupeodes corollae is the source of this 1242-nucleotide messenger RNA. Its product is annotated as histidine-rich glycoprotein. Bases 1 to 813 code for a protein of 270 amino acids. The transcript has a single exon. The record is from RefSeq and is a predicted model, not a curated record. Lineage: Eukaryota; Metazoa; Arthropoda; Insecta; Diptera; Syrphidae.